AUGAAAUCAAAACAAAUCAUUGCCCUUUCAUUGCUUGCUAUCAUUCUCUGCCUCUUUAUUCAAUUCAGUUUCCAAGAAGAGAAAGCCGAAACUCAUCAAAAACUCUUUGGUUAUCCUAAAGAUCGUUUCCUCUACAGAAGACACAAGGGUGAUCUCAAUGAUUUCGUUCGUUGGAUUAGAUUUCAAUUCAUCAAAUGCUAUGGUCAAAGUACCUCUUGUACUGUAAAGAAGUGUCGAUAUGGACUCAGAGUGAACAGAAGAAAUGGUUGUCCAAUUUGUAAAUGUAAUUUUAUUCGUCCAUUGAGAGUGAAGAAGUGUAAUCGUGCCACUUGUACAAUGUUUUGUGAAAAUGGAUUUGAGAGAGAUAGACAUGGUUGUCCAACAUGUGAAUGCUUGCGAACUAGUGGAAGAGGAAGACCUUAA
Messenger RNA from Naegleria gruberi, 423 nucleotides. RefSeq lists its product as uncharacterized. The coding region runs from base 1 to 423 and encodes 140 amino acids. The transcript has a single exon. The record is from RefSeq and is a predicted model, not a curated record. Lineage: Eukaryota; Heterolobosea; Eutetramitea; Acrasida; Naegleriidae. Gene Ontology annotation, molecular function: serine-type endopeptidase inhibitor activity.